Molecule: messenger RNA, 4840 nt
Organism: Schistosoma rodhaini
Lineage: Eukaryota; Metazoa; Platyhelminthes; Trematoda; Strigeidida; Schistosomatidae
Source: the annotation of a GenBank genome assembly
AAAUUGAAGGUUGUGGGUGAGGCGUAACUUUCAGUUGUUGUCGCUUCAGUGCUCUGACCAUUUGGAAGUCCUUGUGUAGUACUUGUACAGACCUGAUUAUCGCCAAAUUGAGUUUGGAAUAAUUCUCCUGAUAAAACUGCAAUACAGCUACAACAAGUCAAACUAAUUCGGAGACUGCAUACUCAUAGCCAAUCUAUUUGUUUGAACGAUGCCUCCAAAAAGAAAUGUAAGAAAUAAGGAUAGUGAAGACGAAAGUGUUAGAACUAAUACUAACAACAACGAGGGAAAAAACGCAAAGUCAGGAAAUAAAAAAAAUAGGGAUGACGAAGAUGAAAGUGUUAGAGCUGAUACUAACAACAAUGGGAAAAAAAACACAAAGUCAGGGAAUAAAAAAAACAAGGGGAAAGCUGUUAGUCUUAUUCCUUCGGAUUCUGAAGAGGAUAAAGUAAUUACAGACGACUCUAAUGCGAAAAGAAAAGAGAAAAAAAAGAAAGGGAAAGAACUGUCAACCAAUGAUUUAGUUGAAAAACAAAAUGACACAAAAAUAACAAAGGAAAGUCAUAAGUCCAGUAACGAAUCUCUCAAAUCAGAUGAAGUUGAUGACGAAUUUUACAAAAAGAAAAGAAAGGCAGGACGUAAUACUGUUAAACGUGCAGAUUCUGAAGACGAAAGGGAUGCAAAUAAGGCAUCAAAUAAAAAACAGGGGAAAAAGAAAGGUAAAUUAAAUGCGAUUGAUGCAGAACAAAGGGGUCAGAAAGCUGAUAUCCAACAAAAAACAGAAGUUUGUGAUUCCAAAAUGGAUUCCAAUCGUGAAACUCAACAAAAGAAUUAUGAACUUGAUGAGGAAUCUACAAAACCUGAAGAAAUUGAUGACGAUUUUUAUACAAAGAAAAGAAAAGCCGGUCGUGGAAAACAAAAGCAAGGACCAGAACAUGGAGAACUACCUAAUCAAAAUGCAACUGGUAAGAAAAAGAAACAGAAACCCGGAAAAAAGAAACAUGACGAUGGAUUCGAUAGUGAACAAGAAGACCUUGAUGGUUUGGCCAAAGCCAUGACAGUUGUUUCUUUAGAUAGUGAAAUAGAUGAUCUCGAUCUUCAAAGUACUAAGUUUGAUGGGUUUUCAGCAAUAUGUCUUGAUCAUCAUACUACAGUAAAUAAUCAGGACACAGCCGAUGAUGUCCAAAUAAUGUCUGAUGACCCCUUAGACAGUAAACCCCAGAUUGACGUCGCAAAAUCAAAGCCACCUAUUGAUAAUGAUAUUAAUUCACUGACAGACAAGUGUUCGACUACUGAUAUAAAAUUGGAGGAUGAUACCUGCUCUAAACCAACUUUAAUUGAAGAAAACGUCACAGAAAGUGAUGCUAAUGCCGUGAAACCAAAAGUAUCAAAGAAGGAGCUUAAAAAGCUUAAAAAGAAAGAGGAGUUUGAAAAACUUGUUGAAAAUGCAAAAGCUAAAAUUAUCGCAUCUUCUGGAACACUCGAUAACUUUGCACUUUCGCAAGCUUCUGGUAAUGCAAAAUCUGAACAGCAAGACAAUCAGCUUGAUAUACGGGUUGAAAAUUUCUCGAUUGCUGCUAAAGGAAAGGAUCUAUUUGUAAAUGCAUCCCUUCAAAUUACUCAUGGCCGUCGUUAUGGGUUAGUGGGACCUAAUGGCUAUGGGAAAACUACGUUACUUCGCCAUAUUGCUACUCGAGCGAUCAACAUCCCUGCAAAUAUCGAUGUGCUUCUUUGUGAACAAGAAGUUGUAGCUGACUCAACACCCGCAUUUGAAAUGGUUCUCAGAUCAGAUAAAAGACGAUUAGAAUUAUUAGAAGAAUGUGAAAAGUUGAAAUCUCUUUUAGAAACAGAUCACAGUCCAUCUGUAGUUGACAAGUUUAAUGAGGUUUAUGAAGAGCUUGUUGCAAUUAAAGCUGAUGCAGCAGAAGGCAAAGCUAGACGUAUAUUAUCUGGUCUAGGUUUCACAAAAAAUAUGAUGGAUAGACCUACUAAAGAUUUAUCAGGAGGUUGGAGAAUGCGUGUCAGUCUGGCUAGAGCUUUAUUUUUGGAGCCGACACUCUUACUACUAGACGAACCGACAAAUCAUUUAGAUUUGAAUGCAGUUAUAUGGUUAGAUAAUUAUCUUCAAAGAUGGAAGAAAACUCUCCUGAUUGUUUCACAUGACCAGUCAUUCUUAGAUAAUGUUUGUACAGAUAUCAUCCAUUUAGACCAACGUCAGUUAUUCUACUAUAGAGGCAAUUAUAAUAACUUCAAAAGUAUGUUUAUCCAACGUAGAAAAGAACAAUUGAAAGAAUAUGAAAAACAAGAAAAACGUCUUAAAGAAUUAAAACAAUCUGGAAUGAGUAAUAAACAAGCUCAAGCAAAAAAUCAACGUGAUGUAUUAACAAGAAAACAGGCGAAAAAUAAGCAAACUUCCAAUGAAGCUAAUGAUAAUGGAAAACCACAAUUAUUAUCUAAACCAAAGGAGUAUGUUGUUAAGUUCACGUUUCCAAAUCCAACUCCUAUUUCUCCUCCUAUACUCGGUUUAUACAGUGUAACUUUUGCCUAUCCAAACCAAAAACCUUUGUUUAAAGAAUUGAACUUUGGCAUAGAUAUGACUUCUAGAAUUUCAAUUGUUGGUCCCAAUGGUGUUGGAAAAUCAACCUUUUUAAAACUACUUACGGGUGAAGUACAACCGACUGAUGGAGAACGUCGGUUAAAUCAUCGUGUUAAAAUUGGCAAGUAUGAUCAACACUCGGCAGAUCAAUUAAAUCUUAGUGAAACACCAACUGAAUAUUUACAACGCCUUUUCAAUCUAACUUAUCAAGUUAACAUUUCAUUUUCACCCAUUCACUCUUUAAACUAAAAAUUUGUGUAAACAGGUAACAACAAUACGUUAUAGAAUGCGGAUACAUCUUAAUGUAACUACAUGUCAGGUGUACUUAUCCAUCAUUUUAUAGAUUGAGAAAGUGUAUUUAAUAAGUAAAUGAAUAAAGGAAAAUGCAAUCUUAAUAAAAUUGUUUUAAUUAAUUUUGUAAUGAAGUAGUUCAUUUUGUCAUCAUCUCUAUGAAGUUUCAGCUACAAGUAUAUAAUAUUGAUUAAGUAUAAAUAUAAUAAAUAUUAUCCGUAAGGAGUUCAUUUUAAUAAUCACAACUACUUGAAUUCGUUAUUAACUUUAAUAUUAUUUGUUUUCUAAUUUUAGGAUGCUCGAGCAACAUUGGGUAAAUUUGGUUUAGAAGCUCAUGCACAUACUAUUCCUAAUGCUGAUCUGUCAGGUGGACAACGUGCUCGUGUUGCUUUUGCUGAAUUAUCACGUCGGGCUCCAGAUAUUUUAAUAUUAGAUGAACCGACAAAUAAUUUAGAUAUUGAAUCGAUUGAUGCAUUAGCUGAUGCUAUCAAUGAGUUUGAAGGAGGUGUUAUUGUUGUCAGUCAUGAUGAACGUUUAAUUCGAGAUACAAAUUGUAUUUUAUGGGUUAUAGAAGAUCUUGGAAUUAAUGAAAUAGAUGGUGAUUUUGAUGAUUAUCGUCGUGAAAUUUUAGAUUCUCUUGGUGAAGAAAUAUCUAAUCCAAGUAAAGUGGCUGCAGUUGCUGGAUGUUUAUCUUAACUUUUGAAAUCAAUUUUUAUUGUAAAAAAAAAUGAGAACGUUACAAUGUGAAUGUUUCUAGAAACUCUUCAAAUUUAGAAUUGUUAUUCUUUUAUCUAAUGAAAUGUAUAUUUCUGCAAUUAUGUACAGUUCUAUGUUUAGCUUGUUCAAGAUGUCUUUAUUUCUUCUCUGUCCUAUUUUUUGGGGGGUGAGACGAUAUUCACUCUUUCUUCCAUUUUUCUUUCAUUAAUAAUUUCAGGUUUGUUAAGAGGUAUUAGAAAAAAAAAUUUCAAUUAUUGUUUUAUUAUUGUACAAUUGCUUAGGUAAUCUUCAACUUUAUAUUUCUACAUGCUUGUUAGAUUUUAUGAUCUUACUGUCUUUUGUAUUCAUCUAUUUUUCAUUUGAAAUUCAGCCUGUUUGUGAUUAUCUCAACCAACAACAAAAAGUGAUAUUUCUGGGGGUUUUCUAAUCUCUGACUUAUUGGUUAAUGUACACAUUCUAAGCUUGAUAUGGGAUAUUUUGUUACGAACAUAGUUGAAAUAUACUAUCUGUUUGUUUUUUAUUUUCAUUUUGAUUGUAAGAUUUUCAUGAAUUAGAUGUUUUGAAAACACUUAUCUGAAUGUUUGAUAUCCUAACAAUAUCUUUGUUAAUGCGAUCAGGUCAAAUUAUCACACUGUGUACAAUGAUUCAAUUAGUCAGUCACAAGAAAUGUAGUACUUGGCGUAUAUGGAAAUCGGCUCAAUUUACUACACCAUAUCAUUUUAUUAGUAAAUCUAGAAGUAGUAUAAGAAAUAAUUAUAUCAUUAGUAGUAAGAAAGAUUAAGCGCAGAUAAUUUAAUCUGUAAAAAAGUGAAGUCGCAGAAUAAAAAAAGUAUAAGAUAACUUCAAAGCUCAAGAUCUAAAAAAAGAAAAAAGUGAGCGAAUCUGAGACAUCGAUUAAUGUCUCCAAUUAUUGGUACACUAAUCUUGGUGAUCCCAACCAGAUAGUUUUCACCUACCACCAAUACGGCUUGGUUCAACAGCUAAUUACUUCAUGCAUUGAUGUCAUGUUUCCUUAUAGUCACUCCUAGUUUUAUGUCAACUGACCUUUAUACCAGUUAACAUUGAUUAUGGAGGUUAGUGGUACGUGAGACAUGUCCCAACCACUUCAUUCAAAAAAUCAACACGUUUUCAACUGGUUUGUCACUUUUACUAAAUACCCUAUGCCUAUUCUCACUACUGAUUACUCGAUCGUUCCACCAGGUAGGAGCAAUGUUUUAAAGACAAUAACCUGCUGUCUAC